CGCGACAGCGGUCGUUCCUCGGUUCACGGUGUAUAUCUACGGUGCGGUCUCUGUCUUAUUCGAGAGGAGAGUAGCCAUGCGAUUUUCGUGGGUGUUCGUGGCCACGGUGUUCCUCGUUCUGGUCACCGGGGCGAAAUGCAAGAGGAAGUUCGACGGGGAUUUCGAGUUCGCCGAAGAGGAUGACACGCGUAUAAUGAAAGUGGGCGACAAGAAGAGAUGGAUACACGAUCCAAACAGCGAACUCUGUCGUCCACUGAAUUGCAAGAAGAAGGAACUGUGUCUGCUGGAGGACACUUUCACAGCCGUCUGCGUGUCGAAGAAGGAGCUUCACAAGUCAGGGUUUGUGCUGAAUUAUUGCUCGUUAGAUUUAAGUUGGUAUAUUGGAAAAGAAAUGGUCAAAUUUCAGUUGGUAUUACUAAAGAAAUUGCCAAAUUUCAGUUGGUAUUGCAAAGGACAUAGUGAUCCCAAAGUCCCGGGCGGUUCAAAUGCCUUCUUCGAUUCCGAAGACGAUGACGAGGAUCAAGACGAGUCCAAAUGUCAAGAGUGUCCUGUGGUGAAGCCGACGUUCCUUUGCGGAAGCGAUAAUCGGACGUACAGUUCGCCGUGCCGGCUCGAGUACCACAAUUGCAUUCACCACACCUCGGUUCGCAUCGCCUGCAAAGGAUUCUGCUCGUGCAAAGCGGCCGAUCUGAGAGCGCACAACAAGAAGAUGCAGACGCAACGUCAAAAGUCCAUGGGCAAGCUGACGAGGAACCGUGACAUCACUUUAACACCGCGCGACUUCAACUACGACAACCACCAUUACCAGUACCUGAAGUACACCAAACGUGCCAAGGCGCUGGCUGCGGGCAACAAAUACGACGACAAGCAUCUGAUGAGCAACGAAAUCAUGGAGAAGACACCGUCCCCGUUGAAGUCGACCUACAACUCUCAGUCGUCGCGGAACACUGAUUGUCCACCGUCAUCCAAACCGGCGAUGGCGAAUCGUCUGUUGGACUGGUUCUCCGUCGUGAUGUCCGACUCAAAGCAUCGUCGUCCUCAUCCUAAGCCGAAAGGCCACCAACCCAUCGGUUGCCAGAGCGAGGUCAGGUGGAUGUUCGGACAUUUGGACAGCGACAACGACGGCCAUCUCUCCCUUUCGGAGUUGUACGGGCUCGAGCACGAUCAGAACGAGCCGUGUCUGAAGCCAUUCCUGGAUGGGUGCGACACCGACGGAGACAUCUUCGUGAACGGGCCCGAAUGGUGCGGAUGCUUCUCGAAAGCCGAACGUCCGUGCGCCGCGGUACAUAAACGAUCAUCCCCGGACGUUGCACCCGCCUGCGAUUCUCGAGGGUAUUACCGAAGUACCCAAUGUCAUCGGGGUCUCGGUCUCUGCUGGUGCGUCGACCCCCACGGUGUCGAGUUCGCCGGGACCAGAACACGUGGCAGCAAACCAGAUUGCGACACGAUCGUGAACAAAAUCAGUAACGGAGGUCUGAAGACCAACAGCGUGGACCUGGACGACGACGAGGACGGAGGCACAGACUCUGCCCAAGAUCUCGAGGGUUCGGCCGAUCAGCCGUUAGACUUCUAGAUUCCUUAGGAUCAGCCAGCAAAACACACAGCAGCAGCAGCAGCAGCAGCAGCAGCAGCUAACCGGGAGCAGCGCACCUUGACGUGAUAAUCGAGCACAGCCGGACGACGUGGGUCCCUUUUAUCGACGGAGUAAACAACUAGAAGGAGGCAGCUUCCUCCGUCCGGUCGUCCGCUUGUGACGAUCAUCGCCGUUGUGAUUGGAGGUGUCUUCGGUAAAUAAGGGUGCGCGAGCCUAAUAAAUAAAAAAAACAAGAAUAACAAAGUCAGUUCGACGAGCAACGAAAAAUUGCGUGGGCGAGCGAAGAGUAACGGAAGACAGUUGAGGGCCGAGGUAGAGGAGGCCCCGUGGCGACUUUAUACAUACACGACGUCUCCUCUUUUCCCCUCGCCCCCGACGACGAGAACAGAUACCAACACUGUCGGCAACAACAUUCUUAACCCGCGAAAUAUCGUUAAUACUCUCGGGAACUGAAAUAUCUGUACAUGUAUCUGGCAUUCAGCUUCGAUUCAAUUGAAGAAAAAAAAGAACAAAACUAAGAUCGAUCGAUUCGCAGAAGAACAUAAGUGCCAAACGGGUUAAGAAAAAACGAGAGAGAAAAGAA
Dufourea novaeangliae is the source of this 2177-nucleotide messenger RNA. RefSeq names its product testican-2 (gene Cow). The record is from RefSeq and is a predicted model, not a curated record. Gene Ontology annotation, biological process: establishment of protein localization to extracellular region. The transcript has 11 exons. Lineage: Eukaryota; Metazoa; Arthropoda; Insecta; Hymenoptera; Halictidae. The coding region runs from base 77 to 1573 and encodes 498 amino acids. Gene Ontology annotation, molecular function: protein binding; calcium ion binding.